AUGCGCUACCAUCUUCUCGGCUACGUGAUGGUGCGCGGCUACGACGGAAGCCAAUCGUUCACUUAUAAUGGGGAGGAAGUGCCUCCCAGAACGCCUAUAAUCCACGUUGACGACGAGCAGCACCAGUCUCUGAUCAAGGAGGAAACGUCCUGUGGUCGGAGCAGCACUGGCAUGCAGCGAGGACGACUCAGUCAAUGGGACGUUUUAGGGGAGAGCGCCGAGGCCAAGGGGAUCUUGCAACGCUACUUGCACCCAGAUGUGGAGGCAGCGAUUUUGAACAAGAACAUUCACGACAGUUGGCAGAUGCUUUGUGCACUGUACGACAACCGCAGCAGCCCCGGAGCUCAUGACGUGUACGAGAUGCACCGCGUGCUCCAUCACAUCCGACUUGGCGACAAGAAGGCCGAACCCGUGAGGGAGUUUAUCACGCGGUGGGAGAUGCUCGUGCAGCAAUAUGCGUUGGCGACGGGGAUCGAGCUGACCGACGCCUUUCGCUCCGUAUCACUGAUACAGACAUUUCCUAGUGCGUGGCGGCCCAUGGUGGCGUCGUGGAGGGGUAUGAAGCCGUUUGUGCCGUAUGCGGAACUCGUCGAAAAAGUGGUUGCAACACGGGAACGAAUGCAAGCACAGCCAGAAGCGGCAAGUCCAACAGAACAGCGCAUGGCAGAGCCGGCGAGAACUACUAAUAAAGCGACGGACCCAAACAACCCAGUCCUGCCGCCUAUUGAUGUGACCACUGGACCAGACAACACUGUCGACUUGACAAGUGGGGAAAGAGGAUACGUCAAGUACUCGUCUCAUUGCCGCUUCGAGAAAUCCCCACGCAAGCCACGCAAUAGGUACGAGAAGAAAUAUGAUAGCUACGAUCGCUUCGACAACCCGGGCCCCGUCUCGUGCUUCUACUGCCUGAAAGUGGGGCACCAUAUGAAGCGCUGUUGGUACUUGAAAUCCGACAUUGAAAACAGCUCGACCCACGACCUGCGCAAAAAAUUUUCAUGCGCUGUGACGAUUGACCGAUCUCAGUACAUGGUGCACUGCCUCGAAGCGUAUAUAGAUGAGGUAAACCGGGAGCGCGCAGCGUAUGGGGCUUCGACAUCAAAGUCAACGACGCACGGCGACUACAAUGUCUCCGAGAGUGUUGGGCGCAAAUACCGCCCGCAAGAACAGGAGAUCGUGCCGCCGCCGCCCCCAGGUCAACCGCCAGCUUACGCAUUUCGAGAUCAACAGCAGCAAGCUUCGAGUGCAACAGCAACGAUCGGCCACCGCAAGCGCUCUCUGAGCGCUAUCCAGGCCACCGAGGGCCGCAUGUCGUCGCGUGACCCGCGCUUAAAUCGAUCCAACAGCGUCUACAGAUCCACGGACGUCACCGAGGACUUUUCACCGCGGAAACGAGGUCGUGGGCCGUCGUUCGAGCGGCAACUUCAAGCCUUUUACCGAGUCACACGCGACUGUGAUUUCUCAGAAUAA
Phytophthora infestans T30-4 is the source of this 1467-nucleotide messenger RNA. RefSeq lists its product as uncharacterized. Lineage: Eukaryota; Oomycota; Peronosporomycetes; Peronosporales; Peronosporaceae. Bases 1 to 1467 code for a protein of 488 amino acids. The record is from RefSeq and is a predicted model, not a curated record. The transcript has 3 exons.